Messenger RNA from Ascochyta rabiei, 288 nucleotides. RefSeq lists its product as uncharacterized. The transcript has a single exon. The coding region runs from base 1 to 288 and encodes 95 amino acids. Lineage: Eukaryota; Fungi; Ascomycota; Dothideomycetes; Pleosporales; Didymellaceae. The record is from RefSeq and is a predicted model, not a curated record.
AUGGCACACCUGAAUCACCAGAGAUGUAUCGUCACAGUAGAUUGUAUCCCGACACCGUCUUAUCUAGGAAGCUAUCUGAAUUUUUCUUCACGAAUAAGAAUCAAGCACAUCUCAUCUCGUCCAACAUCACGGAUUGCCCGUGUAUCCUUCCUCCGUCUCAGAGCUCCCAGCGAUCAUCACGGGCGCAAAUGGGAUCUCGGGAAACUACAUGCUACGGGUGCUUGCGGAAGCGUCAGAGCGAUGGAAGAUGAUACACUGCCUUUCCCGGCGCCCACCAGCGAUUCCUGA